Molecule: messenger RNA, 2014 nt
Organism: Manihot esculenta (cassava)
Lineage: Eukaryota; Viridiplantae; Streptophyta; Magnoliopsida; Malpighiales; Euphorbiaceae
Product: cyclin-dependent kinase D-3
Exons: 7
Coding region: 363-1616 (417 amino acids)
Biological process (GO): protein phosphorylation; positive regulation of transcription by RNA polymerase II
Cellular component (GO): nucleus; transcription factor TFIIH holo complex; cytoplasm
Molecular function (GO): RNA polymerase II CTD heptapeptide repeat kinase activity; ATP binding; cyclin-dependent protein serine/threonine kinase activity
Source: RefSeq, a predicted model, not a curated record
AAAUUGCUAGUCUCCUUUUCUUUCCUUCAGUUCACUACUAGUUCCCUUCCCUUCCCUUCCCUUUUGGUUCCCUUCCGUCCAAACAGAGUAUUUAUUUCCCUUACUUUCCCGUCCUUUCCAACCUACCAAACACGCUGCAAUUCGGCCAAAAUCAGCUCUGUCUUCCUUUCUUUCUCCCAAUCUGAUUCCUCAAGCCUAUAGAAUCUUUUUUCACCGUGUAAGAUAAUAACCAGAAAAGAACCAAUUUCCAAAACCCUAUUUUUUGAACAUGAAUUCCUGAGAAAAAUUCAUCGGAUUAUAUAGAUAUCAAUUGCAAUUGUAUUAGUAAAAGAAAAGAACGGAAAGAAAGAAAAAAAACAACAAUGUCAGAAAACGACACAGAAAAGAAAGUUGCUGAUAGGUAUCUCAAGCGUGAGGUGCUUGGUGAAGGUACUUAUGGUGUCGUCUACAAAGCCAUCGAUACUAAGACUGGACAGACAGUGGCUAUUAAGAAAAUUCGGCUUGGGAAGCAAAAGGAGGGGGUUAAUUUUACAGCACUUCGAGAGAUUAAACUGCUUAAAGAGCUUAAAGACCCAAAUAUAAUCGAGUUGAUUGAUGCAUUCCCUCACAAAGGAAAUUUGCAUCUUGUCUUCGAGUUCAUGGAGACUGAUCUUGAAGCAGUUAUUCGUGACCGAAACAUAUUUCUUUCACCAGCUGACAUAAAAUCAUACUUUCAGAUGACAUUGAAGGGACUGGCUUACUGCCACAAGAAAUGGGUUCUCCAUAGAGAUAUGAAGCCAAACAACUUGUUGAUAGCUUCUAAUGGACAGCUUAAACUUGCAGAUUUUGGUUUGGCACGAAUUUUUGGGAGCCCAGAUCGCAAGUUCACUCACCAAGUCUUUGCUCGAUGGUAUAGAGCGCCUGAGCUGUUGUUUGGCACCAAACAAUAUGGUUCUGGGGUUGAUGUUUGGGCUGCAGCCUGUAUAUUUGCUGAACUCCUCCUUCGCCGACCAUUUCUACAGGGAACAAGUGAUAUUGAUCAAUUAGGGAAGAUUUUUCAAGCCUUUGGGACUCCAACACCUUCUCAGUGGCCUGAUUUGGUCUACCUUCCUGAUUAUGUGGAAUACCAAUCUGUUCCUGCACAACCUUGGCGUAAAUUGUUUCCGAUGGCUACUGAUGAUGCUUUAGAUCUGUUGGCAAAGAUGUUUACUUAUGAUCCAAAAGUUAGAAUAUCGGUUGAACAGGCAUUAGAGCACCGGUACUUCUCAUCUGCACCUCUGCCUACGGAGCCGGCUAAGCUCCCUAGACCUGCCCCCAAGCGGGAAUCUGUCAAUCCUAGAGCUUCAGAUUUCCAUCCACUGGAGGGACCCACUGUGCUAUCACCUCCAAGGAAGGCAAGAAGAGUGAUGCCUGACCGUGAGGGAUUCGAUGGAAAUGCAUAUCAAGUUGAUAAGAUUGAUGAGCAUGGUGAAAUCAGACAGGCAGCUGGGAAUUACACUGGCAGGAAUGAACAGGUGCCAAUGUCAAUAGAUUUUUCUGUUUUUGGAUCAAGACCUAUGAGCAGACCGACAAUUAACAGUGCUGACAGAUCCCAUCUGAAGAGGAAACUAGAUCUUGAAUUCCAGCAUCCAGAAUAGAAACCAUUUUGGAUGGACUAUUCCAGGGAAUGCAUUUAUGAGGUAAUUAAUGAUUGUCGAGUUUGUUUGUAAUUAUGCGGCAGUAUUUCCUAUUUCUUACGCUGACAAGCAACAGCCUUUUUCUUGGCAUUUUCACCUACUACUAGGAACAUUAUCAUUUUUCACAUGUUUGAAGUUGUGGCACAAACAUGGGAAUAAUGAAGAUAAUUUCCAUGGAAAUACUGUGAUAACAAUUGGAAAGAUAGGACAUUUUUUUAGCAUUUUAAGAAAAUUCAGUGUGCUAUCCCUGGAUUCCUUUUUUUUCUUUUAAAUCUUUUUGGCCCCCUCAAUAUUUGAUGCUUGAUACUAUUUGAACUGUGCUUGGGUGCUUAAAUUCCAAUGCAAAUCAUGUUUUAUCA